AUGGAUCCUCGCCCAUCGCCGCGUUCAACGCCGCCGCUUCACCAUGAACCAUAUGGCCCGAUUCGACCAGAGUGCCUUCGCGGAGCUAAUACAGGCAAGGUUGCAGUUGUGACGGGGGCAGCAAGAGCUCAGGAAGAAACCAAAGCAGCUGUUAGAGGCGUCAGUGAUAUGCAAGUUGAAGCCUUUCAAUGCGAUAUAACGGACACCGUGGCUGUGAAAGAUACAUUCAAAGCAAUUGAAACCACCCUAGGGCCAGUGGACAUCCUGGUUAAUAAUGCUGGAAUAGCAAAGGGAAAAUACGCAGUGAAUGAAAGCUUUGAAGACUUUUGGAAGGUAAUUGAGGUAAACUUCAAAGGAGCAAUGCUGUGUACGUAUGAAGUUCUACCAGGUAUGGCAGAGCGGAAGUCAGGCUGCAUUAUCAACAUGGCCUCGCGCGCCGCAGGAGUUGAUAUGCCCAAGAGCAUUAGUUACGGUGCUAGCAAGGCUGCUGUUGCUCAUGCGACGGCGAGUCUUCAAGAGGAAUUUGAAAUGCUCGGUCUUGGAGGGCACCUGGAUGCCUACUGCCUUCACCCUGGGGGAGUAUGGGGAGACAUGAUCACCACCUUCACAACACCUGAGGAACGGGAGAAACUAAGGCCUUUGUUCAACGAGGGUCCAGAGCUGGCGGCGUAUACCGUUGCGUACCUCGCAGCUGGACGUGCAAAGGAGCUACGUGGAAUGUAUAUCGAUUGUCGCCACGACAUCGAGCGAGUCUGCGACUUUGGCAGAGACAAUUUGAAGGCGAACGGAUUGAAUAACCUGAGGAUGAGGUUUGUGCCGGGAUAUGAUAAUGCGGAAUAA
Messenger RNA from Aspergillus puulaauensis, 840 nucleotides. Its product is annotated as SDR family NAD(P)-dependent oxidoreductase. The coding region runs from base 1 to 840 and encodes 279 amino acids. The record is from RefSeq and is a predicted model, not a curated record. Lineage: Eukaryota; Fungi; Ascomycota; Eurotiomycetes; Eurotiales; Aspergillaceae. Gene Ontology annotation, cellular component: membrane. The transcript has 3 exons.